Messenger RNA from Caenorhabditis angaria, 23936 nucleotides. The record is from the annotation of a GenBank genome assembly. NCBI's taxonomy places the organism in Eukaryota, Metazoa, Nematoda, Chromadorea, Rhabditida, Rhabditidae.
AUGCCACGAACAUUCGAAGAAGAAUGUGAAUUUAUAAAUCGACUUUCGGAUGUAAAAUUUGGAAUAAAAAAGGGAUUUGUUCCGAAUAUGAAUGUUGAAGGAAGAUUUUAUGUAAAUAAAGGAUUGGAACCACUUAUGUUUGAAGAAUUGAAAUUAUCUUGUAAUGGAACUGGAAUCGGUGGAUUUCUUCCCGCUGUUCGACAAAUUGCAAAUGUUGCUGCUCUUCCUGGAAUUGUUGGACAUUCGGUAACAAUAUUUUUUAAAACUAUUUUAUAUUCAAAAUGAAAGGCCACGUAAAAACAGGGAGUUUCAGAUUUAAAAAAACAUUUGAAAAACUAUGUUCAAAUGGAUUAUGAAAUUAAAAUGAAGUAUUUAGACUAUUCCAUAUAAUUUUUUUGAAUUCAGUGUUUUUGUUUAUUUAUUGAACACUGAUUUUCUGAAAAUAGAAAAAUUAAGACCGAUUAUUUUAGAUCCUAAAAAACAUAUCCAAAAAAUAAAUUUGUUAUUCAUAGAUUGGUCUUCCUGAUAUUCAUUCUGGUUAUGGUUUUUCAAUUGGAAAUAUUGCUGCUUUCGAUACUUCAAACCCAGAAUCUGUAAUUUCUCCUGGAGGCGUUGGAUUUGAUAUUAAUUGUGGUGUUAGAUUAGUUAGAACAAAUUUAUUCGAAGAGGAUUUGAAAGAUGUAAAAGAACAAUUAACACAAUCAUUAUUUGAUCAUAUUCCAGUUGGAGUUGGAUCGAGAGGAGCAAUUCCAAUGCAAGCAGCUGAUCUUGUUGAGUAAGGUUAUUUCUGAAUUGUGUUCUACAAUAAAACAUAUUUAUAGUUGCCUUGAAAUGGGUAUGGAUUACACACUUCGUGAAGGAUAUUCUUGGGCUGAAGACAAAGAACAUUGUGAAGAAUACGGUAGAAUGUUGCAAGCAGAUGCAUCAAAAGUAUCCAUGAGAGCAAAAAAGAGAGGAUUACCACAAUUAGGAACACUUGGAGCUGGUAAUCAUUAUGCUGAAGUUCAAGUUGUUGAAGAUAUUUAUGAUAAACAUGCUGCAAAUACAAUGGGAAUCGAUGAAAAAGGACAAGUUGUUGUUAUGUUGCAUUGUGGAAGUCGUGGAUUAGGACAUCAAGUUGCAACUGAUUCAUUAGUUGAAAUGGAAAAAGCUAUGGCUAGAGAUAAUAUUGUUGUGAAUGAUAAACAAUUGGCAUGUGCGAGAAUUAAUUCGGUUGAAGGUGAGAGUUUGUUCAAAAAAAGGGAGAGGAAGAAUGCAAAAAGUUGGAAAACUACUGAUCAACAUUUUGGAACCGUUUUCCUAUGAUUUAGUUUUUGGGGUGCUAUUACAAAAAAAACAAGAACUUCUGACUAUUUUUUCAGGUCAAAACUAUUUCGCUGGAAUGGCCGCAGCUGCAAAUUUUGCUUGGGUAAAUCGAUCGUGUAUCACAUUUUGUGUCAGAAAUGCGUUUCAAAAAACAUUUAAUAUGGAACCAGAUGAUAUGGAUAUGCAAGUUGUUUAUGAUGUUUCUCAUAAUGUUGCAAAAAUGGAAGAACAUAUGGUUGAUGGAAGACCAAAACAAUUAUGUGUUCAUCGAAAAGGAGCAACAAGAGCAUUUCCAGCACAUCAUCCACUUAUUCCUGUUGAUUAUCAAUUAAUUGGUAAUGAUUUAAAAAAAAUAUAUUUUCAAAUAUAUUUCAAUAAAUAAUAUAUUUUUUUAGGUCAACCGGUAUUAAUUGGAGGAAGCAUGGGAACUUGUAGUUAUGUUUUGACUGGAACUGAACAAGGGCUUGUUGAAACAUUUGGAACAACUUGUCAUGGAGCUGGAAGAGCACUUUCGCGAGCAAAAUCAAGAAGAACAAUUACAUGGGAUUCUGUUGUUGAAGAUUUACGACAAAAAGACAUUUCGAUUAGAAUUGCUUCGCCUAAAUUAAUUAUGGAAGAAGCGCCUGGAUCUUAUAAAAAUGUGACUGAUGUUGUUGAUACUUGUGAUGUUGCUGGAAUUAGUAAAAAAGCUAUUAAAUUAAGACCAAUUGCUGUUAUUAAGGGUUGAAUUUGUUAUUUUCUCAUCUUGUUUUUGUUAUAUUUUAAUGAAUAUUUGAAACUUUGACAUUUUUGAGCAUUUCAACAGUAAUUUACGUACGCGUAAAAACCACAGAUUUCCUUUAUUUCUGUAGAGCACAAUUGGUUGUCCUACUUUUUGUGCGCCAUAGAUUUAGUUAGCUGACGCAAAUUUUACACGGUCAGUUGGUCAUGGCGCAUUUCGUGUGCACAAGUCAAUUUUUGCACUCUCCAAGUUUCUCAUUUUUAAAUCCAUUAUUUUUCAUUAAAAAAUGCAGUUUAAUAAUAAAAACGUGAGUGGGGUCAAAUAUUUAAGAAAAUCAGUUAUUUUGGUAUUUUUGGUGACAAGAAAUCGGACGUUUUAAGAGGUAUUUAUUAGCAAAUUGUCUUCAUUGAUAAUUCAUUGAAUUUGCAGCCAUUUGUGUAUGAUUCAAGAAUAUUUGAAUAUUGAGCGGUAUUUGGAUCUGCAAGAAAUCUAUAACUGUUGCUUCAGAUUUUUCGCUACAACCGCAACUAUUAUUUUAACUGUCGCAUUGAUUGGGUUGUGGAAAAUGUCGGUAUCUAAUAUCGUUCUUUAUUUUUCCUUGUUCAUGUAUUUAUUUCUUGAAUACGUCGUUUCAUAUUUCAAAUUUCUCAAAUAAUUUGAUUAUUUCAGGGUACGCCGUACAUUUGCUUCUAAAAGACCUUCGAGAAGUGACGGUACAGAAUCUAUCGAAACUAAUAAAGAAGAUUUCGACAAGGCUGACAAGAAGAAAAUAUCUGCGAUAGCAAGAAAAUUGAAGAGGUAGAGGGAAAAUAUUAUAUUGAAAGACAUUAAUCAAUUGUUUUUGAAGAUUUUCCGUCGUCGAGGCGGACAAUUUUGAUAAAAAUAUGGAUAGAGGAUUUUUAUUGGCAAAAACAAUGUCGAUUGCAAUGGACGAUGCAUUGAAUGGUGCGGGUUUUAUAGAUGAUCUCAAUGAAACAUCAACAAGUGAUAGACAACCACCAGAUUGGAUUAAAGAACCUAGAGAUGUUUAUCAUUUACCUGAAAUCAUAUUAUCAACUUAUAGUCAAUAUAAUGAUGAAGCGUGAGUUUUUUCUCAAAAUUUUUGAUGAUAAAUCGGUCAUCUUCAAUUUUCUAUGUUGAAUGAAUUCAAUGCAGGUGUGAGUAAAGUUCCAAAAAACACGGGUAUAAAAUAUUCCAAAAGCAGAUGUUCAACUGUAGCGCGUUUUUAUUGCAUUUUUUCCUUUCAAAAUAGUAAUGCGAUAAAUUUUUAUAUGAAAGAUUUUUCUUUUAGUCUGUAUUUCACAUCUAAAGCAUUUUUUCUGUUUCAAAUAUUUCGACUGAUAUUUAGAAUUUCCGACGGAAAAAGUAUUUUUUCUAACUGUUUUGAAAACCGUCAAAAUUCGUUAGGUAAAUCCUUAUCUUUUUGUGUUUACUUUUGUUUCGAACAUCUCGAGCAUUUCUAACUUGUUGUAUUUUUCAGAGACUAUGCAAUGAAACAAAUGUUAGCUGUUUUGGAAUCUUUGAAUCCAUCUGAAUAUGUUGAAAUGUUCGAAAGUGCUUUGAAAGCAAUUGAAGAUCGGCUGCCAGUUGUUCCGAGAAAUGAAGAUGGUAUGUUUUAUUUAUGGAAAAUUCAAUUAAAUUAUACAUUGUUUUUUAGGAUCUGCGAAAUGGCCUGAAGUAUUUGAUAGAAGUAUAAGCAAUUCAUCAGAAUCUGAUAAUUCUGAUUUUUCAUAUUCUAAUCAAUUUCAUCAUCGAUUGAGUUCUGUUCAAAUGGGAUCUGUUUUCGAUGCGUUGCCUUUUCUUAUUGAAACAGUUACUUCAAAUGAGAAAUUAUCGAAAUAUCUUGAUAUUUUAUAUAUGAUGGUUGUGGUUACUUUGAAUGAUGAAUCGAAUGUGAGUUUGGGAUUUUGAUUUGGGAAAAAGUUAAAAUUCGGAAAUGAGGUCCAAUCAUUCGAUGAAUACAUUAGUUGGGGUUAAAAGAAAUUAAAUUCCUCAGACCCUUGAAAAAUGUUCAAAAUAUGGGAUAAACAUUGAAAACUAUGUAAAUUUCUUGAACAUUAAAGGCCAUAAGCGAACCAUUUUAAAACAUCAAGAUUAUUUUGUUCUAAAAUGUUUACCCUAAAACGCAGAAUGAUUGCCUGUCUAUAACUUAUUCUCACAGAUCACAUUUUAUUUACUCGAUAACAGGAACAUUUUCCGAGUUUUCCCUAGUUUUUCGAACAUGCAUCAUUUUUGUUUGUUUUAUGAUCAAAGUCAUUAGACAAGUUUUUUCUAGUGAUUUAUUGAAACUUUUGCACUUUUUUGAAUGCAACAAAAAGUGCAGAUGUGUAUAGCAAAUUUUCGGUUUUUUGUAUUGUAUUUUCACACAAAAAAUUCAAUGAAUCCAAAAAAAAUGACGCAACAAGAAAAGUGCAAUGCCGGCUUUUCUUUUAUGUUUCAAGCAAGCAUAAAAUGCACUUUUACGAAAUGAAUCAUUCAGCCUCGAUUCUUUGAUUUUCAAUUUGGAUCUGAUUUAGAAUGUUUUGUAGUUUCUGAAAUGUUUCCAUCAAGAAUCAAUGAUUUAAUGUACCAUGCAUGUUGUGAUUUUCGAUGUUUUUCAAAUUCGGAUUUUUCGAAAACCCCUCGAUUGCAACAUCGAAGCAACCUUGAGAUGAAAAAAAUGCUCGUUCGGGUUUCUUUCCUGGUGUUGUAUGUAGCGAAAAAAGAGCUAGGAUGAAAAAGAAAAAGAGAAAAUAAUGCAGCAAAAAGAGCAACAUCGAUAGGAGUUCGCUUUCUCUGUUGUGCUCCAGUCUUUUUUGUCGACGUUUCGUUUUUUUUUCUUAUCGGGCUGCCUCUGGUGUUUGUAUGCAGAAAAAAAGAAAGAAAAAACGACAUUCGAUGAGUCGAUGUAUAUAUGAAGAAAAAAAAUGUUUUUCUGAAAAAAUGAACAAAACAAUCGUGAACAAGUUCUAUGUUGGAAUCUACAAAAGAGUUGAAUAGGAUUAUCAGAAAUAGUUUAUAUUCCUAUCAGAACACAAGUUUUGUGUUUUCAUUCUUCAGUCUACCGGAAUUCGAAUCCCCGUUUUUUGUGAUUUUUGAAUGAAUCGGGUUUUUGUUCUAUUUUUAUUUUUCAUCCCGACCACCUUUUUCCAUUCCCUUUUCCUUCCAAAUAUGCUUUCAAUUGUAUAAUAAUCGGAAAAAAACGAAAGACGAAAAAAACGAUUGGCAACAAUAUCAAGUUUCAACAAUUUGCUACCCCCAUCAACGUUUCCAUCUCUAUUCGUCGCCAUGUUUACUUGAGAGCAUCACAGGAAACAAAAAAAUGAAGAGCAAAAAAUGUAUCUAUCAUGGUCAUAAUUUUUCCCUGACAACUUCAUGAAUUAAAGUUUCAACGAGAGAAAAAGUAUAUAGUUCAGUGUUGUUUUUUCUUCGUCGCUAUUUCGAUUCCCUCGUUUUUUCUCGAAGCCUUUUUUAGAUUAGUUUCAGUAGUACGAAUUAUGAGGAAAGAAAUGGGAGGAGCUUGAAAUGUUUCUAAUUUUGGAAAUGUAUAGUUAUCGAUUUGGUUGAACAAAAAAAUCUGCUGCUGUUGUUCGUCAAAGGGUUCAUUUUUCCGGAUAUUUGAUAUUUUAUAAAGUUUAAUCGAAAAAUAUUAUUAAAAAAGCAAAUCGGAAAAACAUUAUAAUGGAAACUAUUAUUGAAAAAUUGAACGAUGUUUUGAUGAUGGGAAAUUCAAUUUUUUGGAAAAUUUUUCAUAGUAUAACUAUAGAAAUCAAAAAGUUUGUUUAAAACUUCCGAAAGAUAUUUCAUUUUGGCGGUUCAAAUAGUCAUUCAAUCUUGUUAAUGUGUCUUUCUUUGUUCAAAUCUCUUCUUCCUCUUUUUUUUGUUUCGAAAUGAAACAUUUUGAAUAUAAGUUAGACAAUGAACAUUAAUUUUGUAAUUGAGUAUUCAAACGAACACAAUUUUCCCUGUCUGUUUUGCUGUCUAAACAAUCGACCUUGCCAUCCAUUCAAUUUGUUCGUUUUUUUUUGCGUUCAAUUCAAUCAACAACAGGAAAAUCGAAAUAUCGUGCAUGUUCGAAAUCACAUGCUUUUAUUCGACCUUGUUCGUCUUCUCCAUUUUUUUUGGUUACCGAACACUUUUGUUGCUCUUAUCAGCGUCUCUUUGUCUUGAUGUUUAUGUCAUUCGAUUAUUAUUAUUCUCCAACCGAUUAUAGUCAAGCCAAAAAAGAAAGAAAAACGAAAGUAGAAACAGAGUUUUUUCUUCAAAUUUCAAAGUCUUUCAAAUUGGUGGAACUAGUUUGGAGAGGUCAAAGGAAACCUUCUGAAAUCAUCGGUCUUGAUUGAAAUAUAUUUAAAAAUAGUUCUAGAAAAAUCAGAUGUUCAUCUGUAUUCAAAUUCGGGGAUCUUUCAGUAUUAUCGUUUUGAAACACCCACGGAUGAGUCAAAUACUUGAGUAAAACAGUAAAUAUGUUCUCUUGUGUUUUUUCAUUGCCAGCUGUGUACAGAACGAAAAUGUCUGUGUGUUUUUUCUCGCAUUUUGAUUCUUAUUUAUCCAUAUUGAAAAAAACGAAGCACAAUUUGUUUGUAACCCCCCUCAGUUUUUUUUCCGAUGUGUCGUCGUCGCCUUUAUUUGCGAUCAACGACGAUGGCAAAAAGGAGAGGCAGUAACCACAUAGGAAGAAGAAGAAGAAGAAGAAGGCGCAAACGGAGAGUGAGGAGAGAAAUAGUGGACAAAUGUAUAGAGACGAAUUCGUACUGUAUUGCAAAAAAUAUAGAUAUUGAGCCAUUUACAAGAGACGCAGAGGGCCCAACACACAUGGUCGUUAUGCCAAGGUUACGCGGGCGCCCCGGCGACCCCGAACAGAGAUGAAAUAUUGAAUAAGAGACGCAGAUAAUAAUAAACAUUUUUUUGAAGAAAAAAACGAGAGAGAAAGAGAGAAAUAUAAAAAAGAACCAUUGGUUGAACAAUCACAGGCGGGAACAAGACAAAAAAAAACGAGACGAUGAUGAUUAAAAAAUAUAUUUGAUUGAUUUCUUAUCUUGAAAAUAUUGAAUUGAAACAACAAUUGGAAAGGUGUUCGUUUGAAAUAUAUCAAAACUAUAGUAUAUAUAAAUGUUGGUUGGAAUCACGAAUUGGGAAUUUGUUUGGUCAUACAAAAAUCCCCUUAGUUUUUCAUGGUACACAGUAGUUUUGAGCCAAAUCGUCCAUGUUAACCUGUUUUGCACAAAACGUAAAUAGUGCUAUGAUGUUAAGGGUUUUUCGUAUUUUCCAAGCAACACUUUGAAUUAAGAAAAAAAAGUUUUUUCUGCAAAAGAUGCAUAUUGUAUCAGUUUUCUGGUACAGCCAGAUGUAUUGUCAUCGUCCAGAAAGUUCCACAUUUUCGAUCUUCAUCAAGAAUUUAUCAGUUAAUUCCAGCAGUUUUUCCUUUCCGUUCCUUUGUUCUAUACUUUACUACAGUAGUUUUGUUUUCUAGCAAUUAAAAACUGAAGCCUUUCUCGUCAUUUCUCGUCACCUUGACAUUUUUUCUUCAAUUUAUUACACAGUUGACAAAAAAAGAGAAAGAAAUGGAUGGCGGAAAAAGUAAAACAACUUGUUUGAUUUUUGGACCAUUCCACUUUUUUCUGUUGUUUUGUUAUCUGUUUUUUGGGGUUGAAGGCGAAAAAGAAGAAGAUGAAGCUGUUUUUCUUUUGCUCGAAAAACAUUUUUUUUUCCUCUACGAGACUGGAGAAAAUUGAGAGGAACAGGAAAAUAUAUGAGAAAAUGAAAAUAGAGGAGAAAGAAAACAAAAACAAGAUAACAAAAAAUUGGGUUUUCAAAAAAUAAAUGCUGAGAAGAAAUUUGAAUUUCAGAUUCGUCGACAAUGUAUUUCUGCAAUUUCAAUUUUGUUGGAACGUCAAAUAUUGUCACAAGAAUUUCUGAAAACUUGUAUUGUUCCUGGACUUUUUCAUGUAUACGAAACUGCUCGAAAUCCGCAAUCUUUUCCUUCGGGAGAUUUGAAACAGGAGACUUGUCAGGUUAGUUGACUUUUUUUGUUUUCUUUGGGAGCAAAAAUUUAAGAAGCAUUUUUAUGUUGUUUUGUGAUUUUGUUGCCCUCCUCCUCUUUUUCUCUCAAUCUCUCACUCUUAUUUUUGAGCGUGAGUUUUCUAUGAGUUUUUCUUCUUUUUCUCGUUUUUUUCUCUGGUUGUUGACGAACAGAAUAGAAGAACAACAAAAAGAAGAGAGAACGAAAAAAAGAAAGACGUUUUCAGCCAGCCAUUUUUUCGUCAUGAAAAAUGAGAAGGAGAGCAAUGAAAUUUGUUUAUUUGUUUAUGGAAUAACUAUCUAGAAUAAAACAAAACAAAACAAAAAAUUAUAUGGAAUUGGUAUAAAAAUAUGGGGUUGAAAAAUUAGAUCGGGAAUUCAGGAAUUUUAUACAAAAAUUUUUUCCUGAAUUCAUCUAAAAACAACAAAAAAUUGGCUUGUCAAAAACAAUUUUUCCUUGCAAUUUAAGAUUCUGAAUGUGCUAUGAGAUCAGUAAAAUUUAACUCUGAAAUCGUCUAAAAAUAUACAAAAAUAUUGUCUGAAUGAAAUUUUGAUUGUUCACUUUCUGAAAAUUUUAUUUAUCAGAUCUCUCUCAAAAAUUGUUCAUUUUCAUAAAAUACUCUGAAGCUGAGUUUUGAAUUUGAGGAUAAAAUUAGCUACGAGAAGGAAUUACCUCAAAUGUUUUCAAAUUGUAGUUCUCCCACGUGGUUUGAUGUAUUGAACUAGCCCAAUUAUUAUUAUUUUCUUACUCGUGACGAAUUUUGUCGUUUUUUAUGAGAAAAAAAAGAUGAUGUGAUAUUUUUUGCACAAAUUUUAUUUGUUGCUUCUUCUUCGUUUUUUCUUCUUCUUUCGAUACAUUUAUGUAUGCGUUAGUUGAAUAGAAGAAGUCGUUCGUUUCUUCUUCUUUUUCGUAUUUGUAUUCUAUGCUCUUAUUCACUCAUUCACUCACCCACUUUUUUUUUGCUCAUUCUGGUGGUUUUUUCUUGCGUUUUUUUUUUUGAAAAAAAAACCAACUCUCUCAUUCUCUUAUUUAGACAUUGUAUUUCACUUUUUGGAGAAGGCGGGAAUUUUGUUGAUAAGAAGAGGUGUUAGAGAUGAAGACGGUGCACACUCACACACACAUAACAGAAAGAGAGAGUAUAACAAAAAUUGGCUGGGCGCCUAUAUUGCGCGCGCUCUCUUUUUUCGACACUCAAAAUGGGAGGAGCUUCAAGGCCCCAACACACACACACACAAUACAUUCAUUCACUCAUAGCAAGCAAAAAAAGAGAUGGCAAGAAAGAGGCAGAAGAGUUGGGCGCCGCGCCCCGUUUCGCUUCUUUUUCUUCUUCUUCUUUUUUUCUUUUUGCUGUGCUGUGCUGAAUAUUUAGGCUCCGCCUCUUUUAGUAUGUAUGUGAGUGUGUUGUUGGAUGGUUGGUUGGUUGCUGAUUCUUCUUCUUCUUUUUCUCCAUUUUCUCUUUUGAAAAUGACUCGAGGUUAAAAUAAAUGAUUAGUUACUUCCUCUUCUUCUGAAGGUAUCUCUAUCUCCGAGUUAGGUUAGUAGGUCUUUUUUUCCAGAAUUUUUUCCGUGAUUUAGAAGCUUCUCCAGAUUGCUUUAGGAUUUGAAAUUUCUCAGCAGUAUUCUUGGUAUCAUUUUAUAGUCUAGCUUUAAUCAUUUAAGAGUUCAAGAUUAGGGAUAAACGAUUCAUGUUUUCUCUCUAAAUAGCAAUGAGUUCUUCAGCUCUUUUUCUGCCAGCUGAAAUUUCAGGCAGGCUCCAAAUAAAUAAAAACUAGAAAAAUUGAGGCAUAUUGUCGUCAUUGCAUUUUGUGCUGUUAGCAUGUUGAUAUAUCGUCUCAACAUGUUUUGAACUCUUUUUCUCUAGUUGUUUCUACUCUGACUUUCUUUCUUUUUUUUUCUUUCAAAUACAUCUUACUUUCUCUUUUCUCUUCUCUCAACACAAUAUCUAUUUCGUUUUUUUGUUUUCUGCUGCUCUAGGUUCUCUCACUUUCUCUUUUUCUUAGUUUUUUGUCUAUUUCAGCCCUAAAAAUGAAACAUAAGUUUGAGUAGAAAAAAAGAAAAGGAAGAAGAAGAAGAAGAAGAAAAAUGACAUACUUACUUGCAUUAUUCAAAUAUUCUCUUUUUUCACCGAUUAUUCUUAUUCUAUAAGAAAAGAAGGUAUGAAUUUGGGGAAAUGAGUUGAUCUGACGUUGAAAGACAUGGGUAGUGAGACGAGAAUUGACAUCUGCGUAUCACUAUUCUGUUUUUCGCCGUUUGAUUUCGACUCUUUUUAAGUUGGACUGUAUUUCAGGACAGAACUCAACUUUGAUUUUAAGUUUGGAUUGAAAAUAUAAAAAGUCCAAUUUAGAUUGAAAUUUCAAAAAAGAUUCAAGGAAAUUCUAAAUUUAUUAAGGAAUUCUACAGAACUUGUGGUUCACACAUUUGUGACUGAUCGAUUUUAGAAUUUUUAGGAAGGAUGCUCAAUGCUUCAUUUUCCACCAAACCAUGUGAAAUCUUUGAGCGAAAAAUUAUAAGCUCUGAUUGUUUACAAAAUAAUUUCGCAUAAACUCUAUGAUGAAACUUUUUUGGAAAUAUAGAAAUUGUCAGUUUACGUUAGAAGAUUAUUUUAAAAAACGUGUUUAUAGAAAUGAUUUCAUAAUUCUAGAAAAAUGGUGUGAAUUUUUAGAGCUUCAUCACGUUUUUGAUUGUAAAAUUGUGAUAAAAAUUAUUUUUCCACACGAAAGUGCUUCACUAAUAUGUGUUAUGCUCGGAAGAAAUAGUUGUUAGAUAUUGAGGGAAUUUCGAAUCAUCGAAGAUUUUUGAAAUUUUGAGGCCUGAAAUUCUAUUGAGAAUCUUUAGGGAUUGUAAAGUUUGAAAUUCAGCUCUGAAGCCCGUUUUUAUAGUGAAAAGGUAUUCAAAUUUGUCUGAAAAGAGCUAAAGCGAACAUAUAUUUUUGACUGUAAAAAUAGCGCUCUGAAAUUAUUUAAAUAUGAAAUUCACACCUUCUUAAACCGCAGCCGUGAACACGUUUAUUUAGAAAAAACAUAAUUUGAAUAUUUUAGAGUUCAAAAACAGUUCCAUGAAUCAACAAUCCUAAUAAUCAUGAAUAUUUAUUAUUUUGACACUGAAAAAGUUAUCGUGAAAUUGGGACUUUUGGAAACCAAGACUCUAGCCAAAGACUGUCAUAACUCCAAGUUCUGAAAUAGUUUUAAUGUAGCUACGUAGAUUUUCAGGUGGAAAAUACGAUUUUAGCUCACUAAGAUAACAUUAAAAUUUGAUAGUCUUUUCAUUGAUAAAUUUCUAAUAAGUAGAUUAGCCUAUUUUCUAAAAAAAAAUUUCCACAUCGAUUUAUUCAAUUUGGCAACAAACAAAUGUUUCUUUUUUGUUUCCAAAAAUGCCUUUAAACAAAUAAACAUGUCUGAAAAAACAGAGAAAUACACAAUUUUCUCUAUAUUUCGUUGUUGUGUUGUUUUUUUGUGUGUUCGUUUUUUCAUGUUGUUCCGCCGAUUUUUGUCGAAAAAAAAACAUCAAUCAUAUUGUUUUUCCAUGUUCUUUUUUCCACAAAACAACAAAGAAGAAAUUGAACCGACUGGAUGGAAAAUGGCAAAAUGCCAAAAAAGUAUAUGAAUAAAAUGUAUGAAUCAUUGACAAAUAAAUAAAAAGAAAGAAAGAACAUCACAAAAAUAUGCAUAUUUAUACUAUAAAAGUAUAUAAUUUGAAUAUUGAUGAGUUUUUUCUUUGUCGUUGUUCACAAAAUAAGACAUUGUGCAAUCGGAAAUUAUAUUAUUUUAUACAGAAAAAUUUUAUAGCGAAUUUGGAGAGUUCAUGUUUUUAUGGUUUUUUUGGGUAAAUUUUUCUCGUGCGCCUAAUUUCAUAGGGAAAUUUUGGGUUUUCGUAUUUUCAGACGAUUUCAGAGUUAAAUUUUUCGGUUCAAAGUUGCUAGAUAAAUUGGUUUUCAGAUUCAUACUGUCAAAAAAAAUAACUUUCAAAACAAAAUCUUUAUUUCCCUAGUGGAUUUUUUAAAUAAGAACUAGUAUCAAGGUUUCAGAACAAUACAAGUCAAUUUUCAGAGUGAAAUUUUUUGUUGAAGAUUUCUGAAUCAGGUAUGAAUACGGCUAAAUUUUCGGGAUUUAAUUUCCAGGUUAAUAAUUUAUGACUUCACUCAUUUUACAUUCAGAAUCUUUUUUCGUUUUCAAAGAAAAUUUCAGAGUAAUUUUUCUGGAACAGUAAUUUCGCAAUGAAUAAACUUGGUUUUUUCUAAAAAUAUUAUGAAAUAAUUUUUAAAUUCUCACGUCAUAGUUCACGUUUCGAUUUUAUAGUUAUUUAUUAUUUUCAUUUCAAAAUUUCUCAUUUUUGAAAAAAAAGCGGAAUUUUAAAACAAACAAAUAUAGAAUAAUUUUAAAAAACACACAUUUUAAUACAUAUUUUAUAAAUUUUAUAUAAAACUUCGAGGUGAGACAGUGUUUUCUUUAUUUCAAUGGUGCCACAAUCAUAACUCGAAGUUAACGUAUGAAAAAAAUUUAAAAUAACUUUGAGAUAUUUUUUAGUUAUCAAUUUCCGAAACUGGAUUACAUUUUUCUCAAUAGUUGAAAAACAAGUUCAGUUUAUGUUUUUUUACUGAAAAUUUUUUCUAAAUCCCGGAUAAUUUUUCUGAAUUCGAUUUUUUUUAAAUUUUUUUUAUUUUCAGAAAGUUUAGUCAUUAUUAGAAUAUUCUGUUACAGAAACAUUUCGUCCUCAAUUUGUCUAGAAUUAUAAAAAAUAGGCAUUUUAAAAAUUUUCGCUCUGAAUUCGCUUAUGAAAAAAGUUGUCCUGAAGUUCGGGGGUCUAAAUUUGUUAUGAUUAGAUUCGAUCCAAAAACUCACAAAUAAUUUGUUAUGAGCUUAAAAAAUCAUUGCAUUUUUCGUAUGUCUAAUUUUUUAUUAGAAAAGUAAUUACAGUAGCGGCAAAAAAGAAAUGCACUAACUGUUUUUGAUAGAUAAAGUCACUAAAACAGCCCGAAAAUGUUGGAAACUUUUCUAGGGUUAUUUUUUACGCUGAUUCACACUAUUUCAAUCAUUCAGAUGUAUUUGGCAUCACUUCUGAAGGUUGUAUUGGUCCAAAAUCAAAAAUGCGAUUUUUUUCAGAUUUUCAACUUUUGGGAAAUUUCACUUGGGACUGUCUUAAAAUGUUGAUAAUUGGGUGGUAAUUGAUUUUUAUUCAUACAAUACCAUCCCAGCACUUGAUUUGACUUCAUAUGUUGAAGUUCCAAUCAUGAAAAAUAAUGUUAGAUGUUCUCGAUUCAGCGAUGUCUGAAAUCGAGAAAUCUGAAGGUUUUGACAUGAUUAAUCAUAUUUAUCGUGUGAUUUUUGACAAAAAUACUUUUAUUCAUCCAAUUUAUCAAUUUUCUACCAAAACUGAACGUUUUUAUCAAGUUUGGGGCCAUUCCGAUCUUCAUCGUUGGUCCGACGUUGUCAUAGAUCUUGAUUUCAGUAACGCCCUGAACUUCAAAACUAAGUUUUUAUUGCCUAAAUUCACACUCGAAGGACUCAGGUACAUGACCUGAUCUGUUUCAAUCCACAAACUUUCCUUCUUCGAAACUUACAAGGCCAAAAAUGAACAUGUUCAGUUUUUCAAUGGUUUUUACACUAUUUUUUCAUUGAUUUUUCUAAUUUCUUCUUAUGUGGUCCGGCAUUGCUGAUCUCGCUCAUUUUGGUAGUUAAAACCUUAUUAGGUCAAUAGAGGGUCCUCUAAACUUUAGAAAAUAACACUAUUAAACAUCAUCCGAAGUUGUCGGAGGCCGUGAAAUCAAUAUCUACGACAACAUCGGACCAACGAUGAAGAUCGGAAUGGCCCCAAACUUGAUAAAAACGUUCAGUUUUGGUAGAAAAUUGAUAAAUUGGAUGAAUAAAAGUAUUUUUGUCAAAAAUCACACGAUAAAUAUGAUUAAUCAUGUCAAAACCUUCAGAUUUCUCGAUUUCAGACAUCGCUGAAUCGAGAACAUCUAACAUUAUUUUUCAUGAUUGGAACUUCAACAUAUGAAGUCAAAUCAAGUGCUGGGAUGGUAUUGUAUGAAUAAAAAUCAAUUACCACCCAAUUAUCAACAUUUUAAGACAGUCCCAAGUGAAAUUUCCCAAAAGUUGAAAAUCUGAAAAAAAUCGCAUUUUUGAUUUUGGACCAAUACAACCUUCAGAAGUGAUGCCAAAUACAUCUGAAUGAUUGAAAUAGUGUGAAUCAGCGUAAAAAAUAACCCUAGAAAAGUUUCCAACAUUUUCGGGCUGUUUUAGUGACUUUAUCUAUCAAAAACAGUUAGUGCAUUUCUUUUUUGCCGCUACUGUAUGUACCCGAUUCGAGUACCCAUAAUAUCGACUUUUCCAAAAGAGUGGUCAUAUUUUUUUCAGUCCAUAUUUUUGAAAAAUCAUUUUUGGUGGCCUGUUUCUUAAAAAUAUGUGAUCACACUGAUCCGAUUCAGAUAUCGUGAAAAUUGAGUUCGAUUAAAGAAAUCUUGGUUGAUUCCUCACAGUUGUCAGGUCCGACUCAGAAUUUUCCAUUGUAAGUCAAUAGUAAAUGUCUUCAAUUAUUUUUCCGAAAAAAUAACAAUUCCCUCUUAGGCGGGUGAACUUUUUGGCAAAAGAUGGUUGAUAUUUUCAAUCUUUUGAUUCCAUUUUUCUGUUGUACUUUUACUCGAAAAAUUCCCUCGUUUUUCUUCAUUUCUCUUUCUUUUUCUCCUUUUUUUGUUUCCGUCGUCGGUAUAGUGAUUUACGUUUAUGGUUUUGUACUUUAUCGCAUCGAAUUUCGAAUUGCCGCAUUUUCCUCGUUUUUUUCUGCGAAACACAAGAAAAAAGAUUAGAUUGAAGAAAAAAUAUGGGUGGUAUAUCUGUUUUUUUUGUCUGGGAGACAAUUUAUCCACAUUGGAAAAAUAUGAGAAAUUCGUUUUUGAGAAACAAAUAUUGUCAGGUGUUCUCGAAAUACACUUUUACAAUAAGUCGGAAUGUAUAUGAACAAUUUGUAGAAAAUCAAUCUUUAUGUAAAUUUGUAUUUUAUUGACCUUUGUCAAUUUUUGCAUACUAUAAUUGGAUUUUCCUUCGAACAGAACAAUAAACAUUAAAGUAUAAACGCAAUACUAAUAUUUGUUUGUUUGGAACAAAGUAACUUUUGCACCGCUUGAGAUCAUCCGCUUCAUAAAAAAGAGAAAGUUUCUUUUUUUUUUUGUAAGAAUAGAUCAUUUUUCUGUCUGUCUGCAUUGCAAGAAAAUGGAGAAAAUUAGGUAGAAAUUACAUAUUCGGUUGAAUUUUUUGAUUGACAGCCUAGAAUUCGAAAUGGAUGAAUUUGAGAAUUUCAGGUUUUGAAUUUUGCAAAAUUUUGCCGAUUUUUUGUAACCUCGUUUUCACUAUUUCUCGGUUUCGAUCUCCCGCAGUGGUUUCAUCAAUUUCGUUUUUUUGUCACCAUUGCGAAAAAAAAGAAAUAAAAUGUGUGUUUAAAAAAGUCUAGAUUCGGCGGCAAGAUUGAUGAUUGAAAUAGUUGAUAUUAUCGAAAGGACCCCCGGAGACGGACGGACAGGUGUGACAGAACGAAAAAAUAAUAGGAGACGAGUUUUUAGUUGAACAGGUGUUGGAAAUGGACACAAUAAUGGGAUUAGGAUUGAGAAGUGAGAAUGCUCUUUUUUUUAAUAAUAGUGUGAAUGAAUGGAGUGAAAAAGAAUAAUUGGGUCGAAUAUAUAAUUAUUCACCAAAAUGUCAAUCCUCGUGGGAGCUUGGAAAAGUUAAUCUGGCAACUAUUUUUAUUAGAAUCGCUAAUUUACUACCUAAAAAAGAUUCCCGCAUUUUGCGAACUAAAAGGAACUUAGAAGUCGGGCUGAUAUCGAAGAAAUUCAACAAACAAUUGAGAAAUUUAGAUAAAUUACUUUCUAAUCUACUAGAAAAAGUUUUUAAAAACAAAUUUUGAUCAGUUCAAAGAGAUUAGCAGAGUUUUUGUGGUCGCAGAUCUUUCGAAUGUUAUGAAAUGUAUUCCCUGUGUUGCAGUUUAGUUGAUCUUCAUCCCUAAGGUUUCUGAAUUGAUUUCCCGUUGCUCUUUUCUAGAAUUUACUGUUUUUAAUAUGAAUCUUCAUUUUAUUUCUAGUUAUUUAUUAUUGUUGACAGAGCAAACAAUACAAAUUAAAGGAUUUCAAGUUGUUGUGGACUAAAAAUAGUAUAAUGUUGAUUGUUCCAUCCAAUUUGAAAUAUUCUCUCAAAUUAGUUUCAUUUUCCCCUUCCCCUUCGUCUUUUUUUUCGGUCAAUUUGUAUGUUCAAACUACUUAUAUAUUUUUUUUCUUCUUAUUUACUAGAUAUUCAUUUGGCAUCUGGUAUAAUAAAAUAAGGGUGACGAUGGACAGAUGGUGCAACUGCUACAACUACGAUUUUUCUGUUAGAACAUACAUAUAUAACACAUGGCGCGUUUUCUUUCUUUUUUUCCUUCCUUUGUCAUAAGAAAAGGGCAGCUGUUAGAGGAUGGAUUGAUGAUAUACGAUUUUUUCGAAUUUUUUGCUGUUAUAAUGCGCGAAAAAGUCGCAGGCACUUACUUGAUCUGGUUUUUUCUUUCUUUUCUUCAUGAGUGCGAGCGAAACGAAGGAACUUGUGAUUGAGCAAACGAAUUGAGAAGAAAAUAAUGGAGAAAAUGAAAGAUAUUGAGAGGUUUUGAAUGCAAUUUUUAUUGUUUUAUUGGAAAAUAUUGAGAACUUUGAACAAAUUAUGAAAAAGAAACGAUAUUUUUCGAAAUACUUUUUUUUUCCUCAUUUUUUCCUAAUUCUUAUCGUUUCAAAAAAUCAUUGGCAGGUGGUGUUGAAAAAAAGAUUUGUAUCUCGACAUUAAAAUAAACAUUAAAAUAUUAUCGACAGAUCAGCUAUUUUCAGUCAAUUUUUCUACAAUGGACCUGGUUUCUGAUAUUUGUUCAUAUUUUCCUUCAUUUCUCAUUCGGAAAAUGGCAAAAAAGAAAAGGAAAACGAAAAACGAGAGGAAAUUACCUUCGUUUUUUCUUUCUGCGCAGCUUUUUUCCAACCCUACAUUCUGAAUCGAUAUGCUUUCGGACCUUUUUUUUCUUCGCAUUUUUUCGGGUUUUAGAAGAUAGAAAAAGCUAUGUUUUACACGAAACAAAAGUUUGGCACUGAAAAAGCAUAAAGGAAUCUAAAGAAUAUCCAAAAUUUCCACAUGUACCAGGUCAAACUUUGUUCUAGAUAUUUCUUGUUCGAGUCAGUCACUUGAUAUCCAUUUUGGGAUCAUUUUUCGUUGUUGGUUUUGUCUUGUCGAGCAAACGAAAAAAGGAAGAGCAGUCGAAAGAUUUUGUUGGUCGAAAUUUCAUGAAUAUUUGAAGACCCCCUUGGUUGGUUUUGUUCAUUCAAGCCUCUAUUUUUUCGUCUUCUUCUUCUACUCUACUUCUACUUGCUCAUUUUUCUUCUUCGGGGGGUCCGUUGUAUCAGCUCUUUUCCGUUUUCUCUGCGCACUCGUAGUUUUUUUGAGCACUCGCAUAUAUUGAGCAAAAAGAAGAGACGAGGAUUAGGAUACAACAACAUGUCUUGUCUCUUCUUUUUUUCUUCUCUCCUCCCACUAUCGUUUUGCGGCAUCAAAAAAUGGGCGGAGUUUUUGAGGUUGGGGGAGAGCAGAGAGAUUCAGUCAGUCAGUCAGUCAUUCAGUCUUAUUUCUAUUCAGUUGUCGGUCCGUCCGUCUGUCUUCUAUUCCCGCUUCUUUUUCGUCCGUUUGUUGUUCGUUCGUCCAAGAAGUGGGCGGAGACUUGAUUUAGUGCGUGUGUAUGUUGGAAGAAGAAGAAGAGGCAAAUGGCCAUCGUUUUCCUUCUUAUUCUCUUUCGAUUUCUUCUUUUCCUUCUAUAUAUUCUUUGAAAACACAUUGAGUUGUUUCAUUUUAUUCUAUAUUCUAACAACAAUUCAAAUAAAUAACACUUUUAUCUGACACACGUCAAAGCGGCGCGUGAUUUGUGGAAAAUAUUAAAUGAUCAUAUCACAGCCAGCUUUGAUGUGCGUCUUUUGAGGUAAUUUGAAUUGAAAAAUAUGAAAAAGAAAGGUUUGUAUUUUAUAUUAUUAUUAUUAUUAUUAUUAUUAUUAUUAUUAUUAUUAUUAUUAGAUUCUUCAUUUUUACUGAAGUUAUUUCAACCAUAUAUAGUAAAUAAUUAAUUAUUCAAAAUGUUCAACAGAAAUGGAAUAAAUAGACAACUUCUUGUAUAGUUUGAAUUGAAAAAUACGAGAGAAUAAAUAGAAUGCUAGUUUUGGUGGGAAAAUGUAAAAAAAAAAGUUUGGGAAAAUUGGAAAUGAAAUGCACACUCAAAUUAUUAUUGUUCCAAAAACACAGUUUGAGUUUAUCACUGUACAGUAAUAAUUAUUCUGAAUUCUAAUGUUUCAUAAAAUCAUCGCUGUAAUUGAGAUGAUUGAGUUGAAAUUAGCCGUUGUUGAGAUGCGUGAACAGUUCCUAGAACAUUGCUCAAAAACGUGUUUAUGGAAAGGGCACUUUUUGUAGGAUCUGAAAGUUGUCAUCCUACAAUUCAUGUUUCCCAAAGAAAAAAAAUGAAAAAUUGAAAUGAAUUAUUUUUUACGUGAACUUGUUUUAUCUCGUUUCAUUAUUUGAAAAAAUCAAAAUCAGUCAUGAAGCUACAAGCACAGCAAAUUUUUUUCUACGUGACCUCAAAUAAAAAAAUCAUUGCAGAAUGUGUUUUUCACGCGGCACACACAUCUGGGCGGAGCCUAAUAAAAUCCUGUUUUUACUCGUUUUUUGAGGAUUUGAACCCGAAUUUCAGGGAAAAGUUGAUUUUUCACUAUCAGAAUUGAGCAAAGAAGGGUUGAGGGAGGUCCGGAAGACAGAUAAUUGCUUAUUAAUCUUCUAAUUCCGCUCAAAAUGACGUUUCUCCAUAUUUUUCUCGAUUUUCCCAGGAAAGACAAUAAACUUUUGAUUCAAAAAACUAUUACUACUUGAAAAAUUAUCAACUACUUCUAAAAAUGUAGUUUGAGCAUGUUUCCUUCGGUUUCGGCUUCAAAAACACAUUUUUUGUGAAAAAAAACACAAAAAAAGACAUUUUUUUGCGAAAAUACUGUAGCGACACGUGAAAUUGUGCAAUGAGAAAAUGCGUAGUGAAAAAUUUGCUGUGACAAGCAGAUAAUGGGAAUUCAAAUUCUCCUAAAAAUUAUGUUUUGUCAAUCACAUUUUGUCGGAACGUCAACAUCGAAUAAAAUCCAAAAAUCUGGAAAAAAAGCAAUAUGAAUAAUAUGGUUUCAAACAUCGUGAGACUACAGUACAACGCUAAUCGACAUCGGUUUCUCGAUGGUUUUUUUUUAAUCUAAAAACAACUGUUCGAACAAUUUUACGGGAAGAGAACUGGCACCAAAAUCAAAUCACAAAACAACAAAAAUGCUUCUUUCAUUUUGUGUACCUCAUUUCCUAUAAAAAAUCAUUUUUCAAGCAAAAUAUUUUCAGACAUUGUGUCAAUUGAUUAGCUGUGAUUCAAUUCGAGAUAGAAAAUGGAUAUUCGAAAAUUUCAUACCAAGAUAUUCAAGAGUUUUAGAAGAUACAACAAUGCAUGUCAGAAAAGUAUGAAAUGAGAUUAACGGAUUUGAUUAUUUUUUAUUUUCAACUCUUUUUUUUCAGAAUGCACUUCAUAUUUUUGGAAAAUUAGGAAAUUUAUUUGGGGAAAAGUUUUCUGAUGCUGUAAGUGUCAUUAAUAUAAUUUUCUUUCUAAAAAAAACCAAUUUUUUAAUUUCAGUUUCUUGUUCCACAUUUACUCGUUUCUAGUAGCGAUUUAAAUUGGGCAGUUCGAAAAACGUCUUGCGAAUGUUUCGUCGAAGUUGCAAAAUGUUGCUCAAGUGAAACUCGCAAAAAUACACUUGCCCCAAUUUUUGCCCAAUUAUUAAGUGAUCCAAAUAAAUGGGUUUCUCUAGUCGCAUACAAUCAUUUGGGACAAUUUAUUUCACUUUUUGCUGAUCCAAAUAUUACUGGAUUUGAAAUGAUAAAUGGAAAAAUAUUUGUGAGAGGAAUUGAUGAGGAAAAUAAUGAAGAAGAUGAAGAAGAAGGCGAUUCAAAUAGGACUAUUCCAUUGAAUGUUGAAGAAAAUGAUAAAAUUGGAGAAGAAUUUGGAAAAUUACCUGAAACAACUUAUAUUCCAAAUGAGGAUCUUAGUAUUAGCAAUUUUAAUAUAAUUAGAUCUCCUAUGAAAUUGGAAACACCCAAAAGAGAAAUUGCAAAAACAACACCAAAAAGAGGAGAAAGAGUUAUGGAUAGGUUUGUAUUUUGAAUAUUUCAUUAUUUUAUUUUCAUCAUCGUCAAAAUGAAAAAAUGAUGAAAUUCAAUAUUACGUUUUUUGCAGCGUUCUUUCUGGUUUGAAUAAAAUGUUAUUUGAUCGAACUCCAUCUUCUCCAUCAACAUCUUCAACGUCUUCGCCAAAAUCAACAAAAGAAUCAGUUCCAACUUCAUUUCAAGGAAAUAAUUCGAAAAAAUCACCAUUAUCAUUUCAUUCGGCUUCGUUUUUGAUGGAUAAAUGGAAUCGGAGAAAUAAUCCAAAUAAUACACAGUCAGUUUAAUUUUUCGAGAGUUUUUUAGAUUUUUACAAAAAUAUGGGAAAAAAUGAACUGAAAUUUAUCUCAACUAAUUGUAAAGACUUUGAUACCCAAAAAGAAUGCUUCCCAUUAUUCUGGACCGAAUUUUAAUUUUUCUCAAAUUGAAGCUUUUCAUGUUAGGCACAAUGGGUUCAACUUUCUGGAAAUUAAAAUUAAAUUUAUAUCUAGUUGUUUUUUACAGACGGUUCCAAAUCUUUGAUGAAUCUUCUUCUGGUAAUUCUCCUCAAAAAGAAACUGAAAAUGAUGAGCCAAUUGAAACUGGUGGAUUUGCAGCAAGAUGUAGUUCAACUGAUGAUUUAUCGAAACUUGGUUUAGAUGAUGGUAAGUUUUAAUUUAAUUUCCACCCAAAUCGGUUUAGUUACAUAUUUAUAUAAUAGUAUAUUUUGUUGUUGAAUAUAUUUUUCUCCCAUUUUCUAACCCGCUUUUUCUAGCAUGUUCAAAAAGCAUUCAAUCCUCUUCUUCUUCUUCUUCUCCCAUUUUUCGAAAAUGUCAAAGUCCUUUGAAACAUCGUUCCCCAUCAUCAUGUUCUUCAACUUCUCGAAAACUUUCACCACGUGGUCGACCAGUUACCACAACUUGUUGGAAUCGUCUUGAUGUCAGAAAUAGAUUAUUUCUUCGACGAUUGGGUGCACUUCCACCAUCACCAAAACGAUUAUUAUCACCACCAACAUCAAAAACAACAACAAAUUCUCCAUUGCUUCAAACACCUUCACCUACUUCUAACAGCAAUUCUUCUGUUUUUGAGUUUGAAGCACCGAAAGAUGUUGAAAACAAAUGUAUGUUGUGAUGUGAACAAAUGUUUUUGAAAUAGUUUUAGUUUUCCCUCAUUUUUAGAUAUAACUACUGGGUGGUGAUAGAUAGUUUUCCCAAAACUUUUGUAACAAGUAUUUUUAGAAAAAUUAAUAAAUUACAGAUCUACUGGAAUUGUUGAAUGAAGAAGAAGAUGAAAAUGAUGAACAUGGAAUUAAAAUGGAAGUGAAGCCAAAAUCUCCAAAGGAAGAAGUAAUUUCCAAUGAAUUCACACUUUCUUAUUGGUCAGCUGAUUGUAAUAUUAAUUUCUCUGAAGAAGAAUUGAAACCGUUUGGAGCCUCAAUAACAACAUCGCAAAUAUCAAAUAGUUAUUUGGAAAGACGUUUAGAUGUUACUAAAGAAUUGUCACCAAAAAGGUAAUUGGGUUAUUUAUUAUCAAAAUAUUUAUCAAUUAUUUUUUAGAGUUCAAAAUAUUGAAACGAAAAAAGAGGAUCUUGGAAUUCUUGAUUUCUCGGAUAAUAUGUCAAUUUCCUCCAAUGAAUCUGAUUGUUCAGAACUUGAAGAUGUUGCUGAAAAGAAUACUUAUAAACAUGUUCCACACGAACUUGUUCAUAUUUAUUAUCAAAUUAUUCGACAAAGUGAAAAUAUGAGUGAGUUUAUUUUCAGAAUUUUUCCAUUAAUUCUAAUUUAUAAUUCAGUGACAAUGGAGAAAUCGGUAUUCGAAGAAGUUUAUCGUCAUUGUGCUCAUAAUUUCCCUGCUAUUUGUUAUACACUUGGAAAGAAUGCAUGGCCAACACUACGUUUGAUGUUAAUUGAUAUGGCAAAAAGUCCACAAACUCGUGUUCGAGCAUCUGUUGCUUAUUCAAUUCAUGAAAUUGCACAUAUGUUUGGAACUGAAAUAACAGAUACAGAUCUCAUUGAAAUAUUCAAUGUUUUGAGAGAUGAUUCGGAUUUUGAUGUUCGAGCUGGAAUUAUGUCAAAUUUAUUCUCAUUUGUCAAAUAUGUUUCACCACAAAAAAGAGAAUCGAUGAUUCGAUCAUUGCCACAAUUUUUCCCAGUUGGCGAUGAGCCAGGAAAUCAUUCGGAAAAUGGAGAUUGGAGAACGAGAUUUGAUUUGAUUUCGUGAGUUUUCAGAAUAAAUUUAGCUCGGGACACUUUUGGAAUUCGAGAUAAAAAUUAUUGUGAAAAUUUCGGACUAUAUAAAUAUAUAAAUCGUAUUUUUUCCCAAAAAAGGUUUCAAAAAAUAUCCCAAAACAUUUUUUCAGGCAAUUGAUUGAAUUAUGUUCACUUUACGAUAUUCGAAUUAUAAAUCUUCAUUUAUCUGGAAUUGCUCUGACUUUGGCUGAUGAUCGAGUUGCUGCUGUUCGACGAGAAGCUGUUGGACUUGUUUCGAAAAUUGUCAGUGUUUUUGUUUCGGCUGAAUGGAAAGAUAUUCAAACAAAACGAAAUGUUGAACAUGAGACAAUUGAAAAUGUGAAAAUGAAAGGAACACCGCCUUAUUUAUCAGAACAAUUUGUUGAGGAUAUUUCAUCGAGUUUUGCCAGAACACAAAAAUGGACAAGAAGACAAACGUGAGAUUUUUGGGAGAUUUGAUGAAUCAAUUAAAGCUUUUUAUUACAGAUUCUGUUUCAUUUGUGAACAAGUUUUGAAUGAUCGACAAUUGAAUACUCAACAGUUUGCUUAUUUUUUCAGUGGACAAUUGAAAAAUUUGGUUAAAGACAGUUAGUUUUUCUUUUGAAAUAUAUAAUUUCGAUCCCAAUUAUUUUUAAUUAAUUUCAGAAGUUCCGAAUGUUCGAAUCUCAGCUUGUGAAGUUUUUAACAAAUGGAGACAAUCGAUAUUAUUUGAAGAGGAAAAUACAAAAAAUAAAAAUGAUUUAUUGAUUAUUUCGAAUGUUUUAACCGAAUUGACAAAAGAUCAAGAUGUUGACACUGCUUUUAUUGCAACAAAAUAUCAGAAACCUUCGGAUAAAGCAGUGGUAAAUUUAUUUUUAGAGCAGAAUUCUACAAUUGUCCAAAAAUUAUUUUUAGGAAGUGGAUGUCAAAUUUCGAACACAAAAAAUGCGAGAAAGAGAAGAGAAAUUCUUUGGAGAUGUUAUUUAUUCGGAAGCAAGUGGGAAAACAAUUAGAGUUUCGAAAAAUGGAGGAAUUGAAGUAAUUCGGCCACCAAUUGUUCCAAUUGCUGAACCAGAGGCUGAAGAUGAUUUUAGUGUUUUGUCGGAAAAUUCGUCGGUUUUGGAUCAAACAAUUAUUGGAGAAGAACAAGAAGGACCUGAUGAAGAAGAUUUUGAGAUACACUUUAUCGAACCACCAAUGAUUUCGGCUGAAAUUGUUCAAAAAUCUGAUGAAUUAUGUGAUAAUACAGAAUGUGUUGAUAUGGAAAUUGAGGAAGAAGGAGAAGUUGGAACAUCAGAAAAAGAAAAGAAUCAAAGCGAUAAAUCAACUGAAACAUCAGAUGGAAAUAUCUCUGAAAUUGAUGAAUCUGAAAUUCCAAUGGAUCCAGCACCUUCUAACUUACAAAAUGUAGGUUAUUUUUUGAUUAUUUUCAAAUUCGAAGAAAAAACUUUCAGGUUAUAAUAAAUGUGCCAAUUGAUACAAAAAAUGGUGAUUCAUCCGAUGCCUAA